UGGUAGCUGGAAGGAUAGCUGAAGCAGUCAAGCAGAACGGUCCUUUUGUCGGUGGGAUACAGUAGGUUCGAUCCUUGAAUCCUGAGUUGAGGUUCUUCGCAGCGUUCACCGUCUUCAUCAAUUGGUGGUCGCGUCCUUUCCCCUGGCCCAUGGACAAAGCUCUGAUUGGUCCACUUGUCGAGACAGGAGUCGACAUCAAGUACAUGACAGCUCAAGGCGUAUACUAUGCCAACACGCCAAAGAUGCCUGCACUUCGGACCGCAGAUAGCACUGCGAUGAUGAUUUUACAAGCUCUCCGUGGAUCAUCCGAAUGCAAAGCCGAUGCUCGUGCAGGGAAAUGGUUCGAUCCGUCGAAACCGCCGGCAAAAGACGCUAGGUGCUCGACGUUAGGGAUCGUUGGGAUGGGUAAUAUCGGGAAACUUGUUUCCGGGCAUAUGCAGCAUUUCGGUAUGAAAGUCGUAUAUUACAAUCGGAAUCGCCUACCGUUGAAUGAGGAGAACGGAGUGGAGUUCGUUUCGUUCGAGGAGUUACUGGUGCACUCAGACGUCAUAUCGCUACAUUGUCCAUUGAACGAGGGUACACGGCAUCUAUUCAAUAAGCAAGUAUUCAACAGAAUGAAAGACGACAUGAUCAUUGUGAACAUGUCCAGAGGAGCUGUCAUAGACGAAGGCGCACUCGUUUGGAAAAGGACUGAACUUCGCAUGUGGCUAAAAGUUCUUCGCGCUGCUCUGGACGUAUACGAGUUUGAACCGAAAAUCCACCCCGGACUCAUUGCGUCGCCGCGUACAACGCUCCUUCCUCAUGCAGCAGUGGCCCACGAGACGUUCGAAAAAGAUCAGCAAAUGGAGAUUUUGCUCAAUUUGGAGACAUUCAUCAGGACUGGCCAGCCUCUGAACGCUGUCAAUGAAACAUAAUCAUGGCGAGAGAUGCGCCUGUUGUAUUUCUGCAGGCGAUGUUUCCAUAGGCUUGUGUUUACGUUUCUUGCGCGUAGAGGGUAAGGUGCUAGGCGGAAUAACUUCGAAAAGGUAAUCGAUGGAAUUAUGUGUUGGAGUGCAAGGUCCUUCUGAAUGAUA
Molecule: messenger RNA, 1073 nt
Organism: Lentinula edodes (shiitake mushroom)
Lineage: Eukaryota; Fungi; Basidiomycota; Agaricomycetes; Agaricales; Omphalotaceae
Product: D-isomer specific 2-hydroxyacid dehydrogenase
Exons: 10
Coding region: 150-914 (254 amino acids)
Cellular component (GO): cytosol
Molecular function (GO): glyoxylate reductase (NADPH) activity; NAD binding; hydroxypyruvate reductase [NAD(P)H] activity
Source: RefSeq, a predicted model, not a curated record